AUGCAGAAGUUCACGGUUUUCCUGUUCGCUCUAGCAGCGGUUUGUAUCCAUUGCGAAGCUAAAUAUUUCGCUACCCGAUGUGAUCUUGUCCGUGAAUUAAGAAACCAGGGAUUCCCUGAAGACAAAAUGAGAGAUUGGGUAUGUUUGGUUGAGAAUGAAAGCGGUAGAAAGACUGACAAGAUGGGAACAAUAAACAAGAAUGGUUCCAGGGAUUAUGGACUAUUCCAGAUCAACGACAAGUACUGGUGCAACAAAGGCAACACUCCUGGAAAAGACUGCAAUGUCACUUGUGCUGAUAUGUUAUUAGAUGACAUAACAAAAGCCUCAACUUGCGCAAAGAAGGUCUUCAAACGCCAUAACUUCAGGGCGUGGUACGGAUGGCGCAACCACUGCAACGGGAAAACUUUGCCUGAUAUUAGCAACUGUUAA
Molecule: messenger RNA, 429 nt
Organism: Arctia plantaginis
Lineage: Eukaryota; Metazoa; Arthropoda; Insecta; Lepidoptera; Erebidae
Source: the annotation of a GenBank genome assembly